CAUUCCUUUAAAAUCAUUCCAGUUAAAACUCAGUUUUCAGCCUCGUUGGGCUCCGUCAGACCAAACCCAGCACACAGGAGCCCAACCAGUCCUCCCAGUCCCUCCAGUCCUCCCAGUCCCUCCAGUCCUCCCAGUCCUCCCAGUCCUCCCAGUCCCCCCAGUCCCCCCAGUCCUCCCAGUCCCCCCAGUCCCUCCAGUCCCUCCAGUCCCUCCAGUCCUCCCAGUCCCUCCAGUCCUCCCAGUCCCUCCAGUCCCCCCAGUCUUCCCAGUCCCUCCAGUCCUCCCAGUCCCUCCAGUCCUCCCAGUCCUCCCACUCCCUCCAGUCCCUUCAGUCCUCCCAGUCCCUCCAGUCCUCCCACGUCCUCCCAGUCCCUCCAGUCCUCCCCGUCCUCCCAGUCCUCCCAGUCCCUCCAGUCCUCCCAGUCCCUCCCAGUCUUCCCAGUCCUCCCAGUCCCUCCAGUCCUCCCAGUCCCUCCCAGUCUUCCCAGUCCUCCCAGUCCUUCCAGUCCCUCCAGUCCUCCCAGUCCCUCCCAGUCUUCCCAGUCCUCCCAGUCCUUCCAGUCCCUCCAGUCCUCCCAGUCCAGAUCGCUCACUGUGUAUAAAUCUUUAUUGAUUAUGUCAUUCCUAAUAAAAGUAAAUAAAAUAAAAAGAGGACCAUGAAGCAGCAUCUUGUACUGAACCAGACUAUUAAAGAAACUAAUGACA
Molecule: messenger RNA, 705 nt
Organism: Sebastes umbrosus (honeycomb rockfish)
Lineage: Eukaryota; Metazoa; Chordata; Actinopteri; Perciformes; Sebastidae
Product: vegetative cell wall protein gp1-like
Exons: 1
Source: RefSeq, a predicted model, not a curated record